GUUGUCGACUGCGGACGAAUUUACGUGUAUUGAAAUAAAAUAUAACAAACCACAACUAGUUUCUUUUCCUAAAAUAGCCCUGCUACCGAUUUAACUUGGUGUCUGAUGAAAAUAGAAGCGUCCAGAGCUAUUUUGGUUCGUCGAUAAGGUGACUCAUAGCUGAAGGAUAUCAUCUACUUUUUAACUUCUUCUCCAGUAUACAGAGCAAAAUGUGGCUUAGAUAGAGGAAGAAGGCAGGGACAUUAAAGAAUCUUUAUAAAUCGGAAGACGGCUCCAUAUGUCGAUUUGAUUUUGAAAAGUGGAUAUUUAUAGACUUCCCAAAGUGCAAAAGUCUUUAAAAGAGUUGUGUAUAGAUCAGGUGACAAAAUAGAGGUGGCGACAGAUUCCGGAAUCAGAGGGGGCGGUAAGGUACCCGGGAAGAUGGGCCGGAAAAAAAUCCAAAUCUCACGAAUCGGGGAUGAGCGAAAUAGACAGGUUACCUUCACAAAAAGGAAAUUUGGCCUGAUGAAGAAAGCCUAUGAGUUGAGUAUCCUGUGUGAUUGUGAGAUUGCUCUCAUCAUAUUCAACAGCGCUAACAAAUUAUUUCAGUACGCCAGUACUGACAUGGACAACGUACUACUGAAGUACACCGAGUACAACGAACCUCAUGAGAGUCGCACAAAUAAAGACAUCAUAGAGGCACUGAACAAGAAGGAACACAAAGGCUGUGAGAGUCCAGACCCUGAUGGGGACUUGUACAGUAAUUCAUUGACCUCAGAGGAGAAGUACAACAACCAGCACACCAACAGGAUGCCAGAGGACUACCAGAGAUAUCCAAGUGUUCAAAGGAACAUGUCACCCUACCCAGGACCUGGGAUGCCUCCUGGCUUGACGUCUGGAAUCCCCCUCCACAACUACAUGAACCAGCCACUGUCAGGGCAUGGGAUGUCCCCCCAACCUCCCUCUCAGGUCAACUCAGGUCAAGGGCUUCUCCAGCCCCCUCCUGUACACCACAGUCCACGGCCAAACUCUACCGGUGGAAUGAUAGAGAUGAGUAGCCCAUCACCUGCCCCCAAUGGGUACCAUCACAGAGCCUCCCCCUGCCCCUCCCCAGGAGCAAUGGUCAACAGACAAUCCAGACAGUCUCCUCCCUCUAGGGGGCCCCCCAUGGGUCGCCCCAUGAUGAACUCACAUGAUGGAAUGAUGAGUCCAGAUGUACAGGGACGUCCCAGUUCCUCACUAUCAAAUCCAGCAGUAUCACUGACGACACCCAGUGUCCCUGGAAACAACUAUCCGUCCCCGCUUCCUACAUCGUAUCACAAUGACUAUAAUGUUAACUCAGCAGACUUAACAGGUCACAUGUCAAAUUACAACCACUCACCCUGGAAUAAUGGUGGGGCUCACCACGGGGGAUCUCUAACCUCAGGAAUCCCUCCUGGAGGUGGGGGAGGGGUGCAGAAUCUUCAUGGAAUGUCAGGACCUGGACACCUCUCUCCAUUAGCUGUAAAUACAAUGAAUCAGAACGUACUGUCAUCUAUCAAAAGUGAGCCAAUCUCCCCACCUCGCGAGUCAACAACCCCUUCCAAUCACCACUCACUUCGACCCCUAUCGUCCACAGGCCCUGGUCAUUUAUCACCAGUUCAGAAUAUAAAUCACACACAUAGUAACAGUUCGUCACCCACAGGAAUAUCACCCCACCCAUUAGAUUACGAUGGACCACAUCUAAAAAGACAGCGGGUGGCGGGGUGGCCCACCUAGUGAAAAGCCUUACGUGUAGUAGCUAGUGAUUGAUUAGUGAAAAGUGUUCUAGCUGUAUUGACAGUUUAUAUAUAAUAAAGAACUUAAUAUAUAUAUGUAUGUUGGGGGGGAUGGACUGUGGACUAGAUAUACACAGGACUAAAUGUUGCAGAAAAAUGUGAUUGUGCCUUCAUUGUUUCCAAACACUCCAUUGUAAAUAAAGCCCUCAUCACCGUUUUUAUCAUCAUCAUCACCAUAAAGGACUGCAAAGCAUUGGGCCUCUAGGACAAGACAACAGGCCGCUGCAUUUAAAACAAGCACAGACAUUUUUUAUCUGGUCAUUUCAUGCUAUUGUGCAGCUUCAUUUCUAUUCCCUUGUGCCAGAAUUUAAAGUGAACUUGCUUGCAAACCAUUACAACACACCUUUUUUGUGACCAUUGUACUACAUCGUUUUUUUUUUUUUUUUUUGUAAGAUUGUCAAUAUUAUUCCCCACACUUAAGAAAAUUUUUGCCAUAUCUGUAAGUUAUGUUAUUUGUAUAUGUAUAUUUCUUCUAAAAAGUAAGGAAUUGUCAUCUUAAAGCCACUUUUUUCUGAAUUUUUUUCCUUGAAAACUCUAGUAUGGGAUACAGUUUCUAGGAAGUUGCACUUUACGAUGGAUGACUAGGAAUUUUGAAAUCUAUGAUUUCACUUGUCAGGAUGUAAAUUAUUGAUGUAAACAAUUCCUACUUAUACUGAUAUAUAAAUAUAUAUUUAGAUUUGAAGUAACUGUCCUACAAGCUGGUCUUGUGCUCUUGUAAAUUAUGUAUGAUACUAAAUGUUUUGUUAUGACAGCUGGGCUAAGUUAAAUUUUGUAGGGAAAAAAAGGAGAAAAAUACAGUCAAACCGUAUUAUCUCAAAAUCUUGAAAAUAAGGUUAAUAAUGUGGUUCAUUACAUUAAAAAAAAUCGAAUAUUUUUAUCUCCGUUAACAUAUCCAUGAUGUUCUAAAUAUCAAUGUUUAAUAUACCAAAGUUCAACUGUAAUGUAUCGAUCAACAUAAAACUCUUCUAUUUUGUGGUCCCUGGUUUGACCUUGAACAGGUGUGACCUUGACCUGAAGCACAUCGCUGAAAUAUUUUCUAGCAUGCGACAAUAGAUGUCAUGAAGUGGCCUUUUUUGUAGAACUUUAUGUAUAAAAGUUUCACUUUGCAAAUUAAAACCGGUGGUUUUUCUUCUCCUGUCACCCUAAAUAUGAUUUUCAUCCAUAAAUAAAACAAAGAUCUGUUCUCUGAGACACACCUGUUUUUAUUAUUUUUGCCUUAUAUUUCUGAUUUUACCAAACCCUACAGUUGUACAAAUUAGCCUGCCUUUAUCGAUGAAAGUGCUGAGUGAAGAAAUUCAGUUGACAAAAAAAAAAAAAUCAAAAUAUUUGUUUCGUUAUGUUUAUUAAAUAUGUGUAUUUCUAUUUGUAACAAUAUUUUUCUUUAUAUAAAGUAUGGACUUUUUCAGCAGCAUGAAUGGCAUUUUAUAACACCAAAUUUUAUACUUUAACAUAACAUAUGGCAUGAGGAGUUUUUUUUAAAACCACGAGAAAACAUUUUUAAUGAAGUCUUACUUUCAUCAACAUAUAGGGAAGUUUAUCAAAUGUAUACCCUAAUAUUUUGUCACAUAUUUUGAAAAUUUUAUACACAAAAUUACACCACUGUGCACAAUAAAUAAUGAAUUACUAUAGAAUUGCAGGUGUUUAUUUACAUGUCAGAUAUUGUAAAUUCUAUUUACAUGAGAGCAGACAUUUACUUCUUUGAUAUGACCAUAAAGAUUUCCAGAAUAUGUAAUGGAAUUGUUUACAGAUACAGAAAGUAUUUAACCUAUGUGUCUGACAGUAUUUUUGUCGUUUACUUUUUCUAGUCUCUUUUGUAACAUUAGUGCUAAUGGUACUUACCAAAACAAGAAAAAAACUUACAAGAACUUGUAUUGUUGAAUUUUGUUUUUUGACCCAUAGUGAUCUCUAGCUGAUCAGUGUCUUGUGUUUGUGCUAUUUGAAAUCAAAUAUGAGCCUAUAAUUAAAACAUUCUAGAGAUCUCUUACCAAUUUGUUUGAUAAAUGAUAUUGUUAUGGCUUUAUUAUGCAUAUUUCUGGUCAAUAAAAUUGUUGUAACAGAAA
This is a messenger RNA of Saccostrea cuccullata (small rock oyster), 3856 nucleotides long. RefSeq names its product myocyte-specific enhancer factor 2C-like. Gene Ontology annotation, molecular function: RNA polymerase II cis-regulatory region sequence-specific DNA binding; histone deacetylase binding; DNA-binding transcription factor activity, RNA polymerase II-specific. The transcript is spliced from 11 exons. Gene Ontology annotation, biological process: cell differentiation; positive regulation of transcription by RNA polymerase II. The coding region runs from base 421 to 1737 and encodes 438 amino acids. Lineage: Eukaryota; Metazoa; Mollusca; Bivalvia; Ostreida; Ostreidae. The record is from RefSeq and is a predicted model, not a curated record.